Eruca vesicaria subsp. sativa (arugula) is the source of this 498-nucleotide messenger RNA. Lineage: Eukaryota; Viridiplantae; Streptophyta; Magnoliopsida; Brassicales; Brassicaceae. The record is from the annotation of a GenBank genome assembly.
AUGAUAAGAGACAUUCAAGCAACAUGCCGAAGCGGUUCUUUGUCUAGUUUGUACUCAAGUCUCGGAUCAUUUGAUUUGGACCACCUGGCGACGUUAACAAGAGAAAAGUGUUCGGCUUUGGUCCGGUCUUGUUACGUACCGUCGAAGACUACUUGCUCUGACGACAUUAUUAGCAAACAGAACACCAAAGUGGAAGAUGGUCUUGGCUUCCGAGGAGGAGGAGGUGGAAGAAGACGAUUGCCAAAUAACCAGCCGUCAAAGAGACAUGGAGGAGGAAGAAGCUGCACAGCCGUCUCCAGCGAGCCUUGCCAUCUCAAAAGCAACCUCAAGAUCAAAACAGAGGCCGAUAAAGGGUUGGAACAGAGGAAAGUAAGCUGGCCUGAUGCUCAUGGCAAAGAUAUUGCUCAUGUUCAAGAGUUUGAGCUUAGCGCAUCUGAGGAUGGAGAGCAUGCAGGAAAGUCUAAAAGAAAAUAUUGUGGUGUCUGUAUAAUCCAAUGA